Molecule: messenger RNA, 1596 nt
Organism: Penicillium vulpinum
Lineage: Eukaryota; Fungi; Ascomycota; Eurotiomycetes; Eurotiales; Aspergillaceae
Product: putative MFS maltose transporter
Exons: 5
Coding region: 1-1596 (531 amino acids)
Biological process (GO): transmembrane transport; carbohydrate transport
Cellular component (GO): membrane
Molecular function (GO): carbohydrate:proton symporter activity
Source: RefSeq, a predicted model, not a curated record
AUGUCUUCAGGUGUCGACACAGGUGAUGAUCUGCAAGCCGAGAAGGCUGGCAUUGAACAAUCCGAGAUCUUAGUCAAUUCGGAUGUCAUGAACGAUGCCUUCGAUGCUGAGAACCACGAACAUGAGCAGAGUACGUGGGCGGCCAUGAAGAGUCACCCCUGGGCUUGUUUAUGGGCAUUCACUAUGUGCUUUACUAUUGUCAUGGAAUCGUUCGAUAUGUUCCUGAAUGGUAACUUUGUCGCUCUUGAGAUUUUUCAAGAGACAUAUGGCGUUCAAAUCGAGGGACACGAUGGUUGGGUUAUUCCAACCAAAUGGCAGAGUUCACUCUUCCAGGCCGGUCAAUGUGGCGCUUUCGUCGGUGUUUUCUUGGCUGGUCCUAUCACCAACCGGUUCGGCUAUCGCUUGACUACUAUCUUCGCUUUGAUCCUUAUGAACGCCACCAUUUUCGUUUCCUUCUUUGCAAACUCACUCACCCUCCUUGUGGUCGGCCAAGCCUUGGAAGGUGUCCCUUGGGGAUUCUUCAUUGCCAACUCCCCCGCUUAUGCCAGUGAGAUUGUUCCUCUCACCCUGAGAGGUGCCUGCACGGCCACUCUGCAAAUGAGUUGGUCCAUCGGUUCCAUCAUUGUCGCCGGCGCAACCUACGGGUACAAUAAGCGUCGGGAUGAAUGGGCUUGGCGAAUCCCUCUUGCCUUGCAAUGGAUCUUCCCUACUCCCCUUUUGGUCCUUCUCUUCUUCGCCCCCGAAUCCCCUUGGUGGUUGAUGCGUCGCGGACGCAAAGCUGAGGCCCUUCGUUCCAUCGAGCGCCUUGGUACCGAAUCCCCUGAGCAUGCCCAGCGGUCACUUGCCAUGAUCGAGCGAACCGUUCAGAUCGAAGCCCAAAUGGGCGGUUCGCCUACUCUCCUUGACCUUCUCAAGGGAACCGAUUUAAGACGAACAAUUAUCACCUGCUUAAUCUACGCCUCGCAGAACUUCGCCGGUAACUUGAUUGCCAAUCAGGCAACUUACUUCUUUGAGCAGGCUGGUAUGGGUCCCGACCGUUCAUUCCAGCUCAAUCUGAUCAACUCAUGUCUCCAAUUGGUUGCGAACAUACUUUCUCUGCCUCUGGCUUCCUCAUUCGGUCGCCGAACCAUCUAUCUUUGGGGCACAGUCACCAACAUCAUUCUCCUCAUGGUCCUCGGCAUUUGCGCAUCUAUCAGCCAGAACAGUGCGACCAACUACGCCCAAGCCGUUCUGGGAAUCCUAAUCUCCUUCGUAUUUGCCGGUUCUCUUGGACCUAUUUCAUAUACCAUCAUUUCCGAGACAUCUUCCGUCCGUCUUCGCGCUCUGAGUACCGGUGUCGGUCGUGCCGCCUACUAUGUUGCCGAGAUCCCCAUGAUCUACCUUGCUUCGCAGAUGCUCAACCCUUCUGGAUGGAAUCUCGCCGGAAAGUGCGGUUAUAUCUGGGGAGGUACCGCUUGUGUCUGCUUCGUGUCGGCGUACUUCUUCCUUCCUGAGCUCAAGGGUCGCUCUUACCGUGAGAGUGAUAUCUUGUUCAAUCGCAAGAUUCCUGCUCGGAAGUUCAAGUCUACCGUUAUUGAUGUUAGGGAGAACGAGUAA